AAGAGCUGGGGAGGGUGAUUAGAGGGAAAGGAAGCGCUCUUUGACUUUUAUUCGCUGUCUUCUUUGCGCGCGCGCUCUCCACGCGAAAAUACACUCGCGUGGCGCUGCGCGGAAUGCGCGUUGUACGUUCUCUACUAUCUACGAUGCAACGACGCGUAUUUGUCUUCCAAGAAAUUUUUCUUUUUUUCUUUUUGUUUUCGUUUUCCUUCCCUUUGAUCAUCUUUAACUAAUAAAAAUCCCACAUCUAUGCUGUUAUUAUUUUUCUACGGAUAUCUUUGAUUUUAUUCGAUAGCGAGUUUAUUUUUCUUUAAAAUCGAUAAUGAAGAUUAUUCGUGUAUUGAUUAUUAUCGAAAAUUGAAUUUUUUCAAUGAAUAAAAUAUAUAUGUAUUCGAUGUGUAGACACAUGUCGUUCGUAAUAUCAUUAUUAUCGUUGACGUUCGAUUGAAACCAUUAGAAACAAAUUUUAAAAAAAGUACGAUAUGUACACUUUGAUUCUCGUCCGAGAGAAGGAAAAAUAUUUAUUUAAAAGUAAUUAAUUGUUACUUAUUGGAUAUGGACGGUAACCGCUAUUUUUAUUAUUUAAAAAUUAUACAAAAGAUAACCUAGAAAUAAUAAAUAAUUCAUGGAAAGUAGUACGCGCAAAACAUGUACGUUUAAGUCAUUAGUAAUUAUAUUAAACGAAAUUAAAUUUUUAUCACUUAUGAUAGUUUGACAGUCUCAAUAUUGAUCGAUUUAGAAGUUGUCCACGUGGAUCAAGAAACACGUUCCUUUCAGUGGACAACUUGCUUGUUUUCACAGCGAAAUCACUCGUAGCGGUGGUGGGGGAAGGGUGGUAGGGAGAAGGUGGUGUGGGAGGUUUACAUGCAGAGGAAGAAAUCAUCUUGAUUAUGCAAUAGUCGACACAAACGCGACCAUCCAGUUGUGAUAAACGUUCUGCACGAAACUUCGAAACAUAUCAUUUCAAUUUGUCGGCACGUCGUUAAAUAAUACAGAUGUGUAUAUAUAAAUACAUGUAGUUCUAUUUAAUUCGAUUUAAUUGAUAUGAAUAUAAACCGCUGCACAUUCGCAAUAUCCAAUAAGAGAGGAACGAUAUUAGCGUGUUUUCUUUUUUGUUCUUCUUCUUUUUUGCUACAAAAAAGAUAUUAAAAGCACGUUUUUCACAUUCGAACGUUUAUUUUUUAACGCAAAACUCGGCCUACAUACUUAUAUAUAUCGUAGUUCUGUUUAACGUUAUAGACCUUCGUCAAUUACUUCUCUUUUCUCUUAUUUUCAUUCGAUGCUUUACAAAAUGCAGGCUAUAUCAUUUACCCUCUCUCAAUCGCCGCAUUCAUCUUUCCAACCCCACGAUUAUAUGUAAAUUCGCUAUGAAAAAAGCCAAAAAGAAGUUGUAUCGAAAGUUGUUUUAACUCUCUCGAAGGAAAUUAUUCUGCUUGGAAAAAAUUUUAAAAAUUUGUAAAGAUAGAAGCGCGGUAUAAAAAAAGACUAAAAAAAAGGGAGAGAUAAUUUUAAUCGCGAAUUUUUGGAGAUACAAGUGCGACGUAAAAAAAAAUUAAAAAAAAGGAACAGACAGCUUUAAUGACAAAUUGUUGGAGAUAGAAGCGCGGUGUAAAAAAAAAAUACUAAAAAAAGAAAGAGAUAAUUUUAAUCACGAAUUUUUGGAGAUACAAGUGCGAUGUAAAAAAAGAAUAUUAAAAAAAGGAACAGACAGUUUUAAUCACAAAUUGUUGGAGAUAGAAACGCAGUGUAGAAAACAAAAUACUAAAAAAAGAAAGAGAUAGUUUUAAUCAUAAUAAUGCGUUCUCGCGUAUCGCCUGAAACUUGAAAUGCAACGAAAUUUCGAUAACGAAUCUAUAGAGAAAUAUCUCGCGUUUCGAUAUCUCGCUUUGGAACAAUGAAACAAAUUUUUAUUUAAUUCGAAAUGAAAUUUAUUUUCCAUAGUUUUUGUAUCGACAGAAAUAAUAGAUUCGUAAGUUUCCCUUUCUCUCUCUCUCUCUCUCUCUCUCUCUCUCUCUCUCUCUCUUUCUCUCUCUUAGUUUUUUCUUCCCCCAACAAAGGUAUGAGAAAAAUGCAUGAAAACGCUCAUGGAAGUCCCUUUUCCUCGUGUUUCUGGUCGUAGACGAAAACAGCAGCUCUGUGUGUCUCCUCAUGACACAAAUAUCUUCUCGCCAAGCUGGAAUUUCGCUUUUCCUUUUUCGCCGGCUCGGUGAAAUGCAUUUUCGUUUUUCUCCUCUUCUUCUCUCGUCCCACGUUCCCUCAUCACAGACCAGGCCCAACCCCUUACUCACCCUAUCCCGCAUCUUAAUCGCUUCUCUUAAAACUUUUACCUCUAACCAAGAGAUGCACUUCAAUUUCUUUCGAAUAUACUGUAUCAGAUCAUUUUCUUCUUUUCUCUUUCUUUUUUAUAUUUAUUUAUUUAUUUGUUUAUUUAUUUUUGAUUGUUGUUAUUGUUGUUGUUGUUGUUAUUGUUAUUGUUGCUGUUGUGUUGUUGUUUUAUUAUUAUUGAUUGUCGUCAUAAUGAUACAUAUUAAAUCAACGGGAUAUUUGUUUACGUCAGUAUCUCGAUAUUACAUUAUAACAAACGUCCCUUUAUUCUUUCUCCGUAUAUAUUCACAUUAGAAAUAAUUUCUAUGUAAGAACACGCCCGUAUAUUUUCGUCGAUAAAAUAUAUUAUAUCGUUUGGAACGAUAUUUGGCAUAUACCCUCGUUAACUUUGUGACCGCGCGACGACAUAGCUAUACGUAGAUUCUACGCCAGUGAAAAACUAAACUUUGGCACGCACGACGUCGUUCGCUUGGCUUAGCGCGAGCGAAGCGAUAGCUCCCUACAAAACGAAUUCGAAACUUACUUACCACCUUCGCUACGAAUGUCUGCCCACACAAAUUUAUUUGUAUUUCGGUCAUUUACGUAUAGACGCUCUUCGAAAGUCGCGAGAAAGCAUCGACAAGUAUUUCUCGUCUAUCUUACUGUGCUUAUCUGUACUCAUCUAUCGAAGAUCGUAUUUCCAUAUAACUGUCAUACCGAUAAUUUAAUAAUUAAUUUAAUUAAAAUAAAAUCUAAUCGUGCAAUUUAACCGCGAUCUCGUCGGUCUCAAAUUCGGGGAAGAGAAUUAUUUUGAAAAGGAACGUCUGUAUAUUUCCGAGAGUCAUCACUCGUAAUCCCUGCCAAGAGGAUGGGGGCCCACGAUGGGGGAGUGCCACUGCUCUAACAUCGCUAUCAUGCAGCUGUUCCACGAGCUGAAGCAGCAGUUCCCUGCGCUCCCUGAUUACGUCGUCUCCCAGUGCAUCGCACAGAACAGCCACGACAAGGAGAUAUGUGCAAGAAGUCUACGAGCAACCCAAGAAUCGCGUCCAACACCGGGCGCUUUUCCACUGCCCCCACCUGCUGCUGCUGUUGCUGCUCAACAUCAUCAUCAAUCGCAUCAGCAGCAGCAACAGCAGCAUUAUCAGCAACAACAGCAACAACAACAGCGUUGCUGCGCAAUGAAUCACCAAUCAUUGCAACGCAUUACGUCGAAUGGCAACGGUUCGCGACCUCCUAGGCCAGCCUCAUUGGACAUCGGCGUGGCGCGACGUUAUCCUAUUGGCUGUUCACGUACCGCGGCAUCACCAUCCGUAACUACGAACGAACCACUUGCACCCUCUUCCGCACCUGCAGCUUGCAAAGCGCGCGGUUUUUUCGAUGACGUCCCGUCCGCAAAUACCAAUGGCAACAAUUGCUCAAGUAGCAAUGUUGCUCCUGGAUUCGAACUCAAUGUUAAUGUCGCCUGCAGUCCUGCGGGCAACCGCGACUUCCGAACGGUGCCGACAAUCGGUACAUGUAAACGAAGCGAUCUCGUUGUCGAACCCCGACCCCAUUACGCGGAUCCUCAGUUGGCUGUAGGAAAAAACGCUGGACAAUUUGAUCACGCGCGAAGUUACACAUCAGUUAGCUUGACACUGAGGCCACCAUCAUCAGAACCACAGGCACCAAUCGACAUCAGGUCGCAAGGCUCGAGUUUAACAUAUUCGACCUCGUCUUUGGACCCACGAGGAUUUCAAAGCCGCUUGCAGAUUAGCAUCGGCCCGGGAAGCGUUGGCAGCGUGGCUGCUGCAAGAAUCAGACCACCAAUGGGUCCGGCCAGACCUAACAGCCUGCUUCCCCCCGCUCAAAUUAGUCCACAGAGGCCUCCAGGACUUCCUGCCGGACCUCCGAGUCAGCUGCCAAGGCCGACGACAACAAUGAGUGCCCCGACCACACCUUCGGUUCCAACAAUAACGAAUAUUAUUUCGUCUAAUAGUCUCCCUGCGACUCCGUCUGAACCAACAGCAAUCUCUCCUCCCUCUAGUCCCGUUAAAGAAAAACCGUUAAUCGGCCAGGAUCAGAAUCGUUCGCCGUUAAGCCAAGUGGCAGAACAUCAAAGAAAACUGGUCGCUGAACAAUUAGCAAGGAAGGAAAGACUCGCCAAGGAAUUAAGAGCCGAAAAGGGACGACUUGAAGCAAUGAAGAAAGAACUGCAGUCUCUAGCGAGACCCCCAGAUUCUUCGAUAUCGCCUCAGGAACUGAAGAAAAAAUUACGAAGCGAAAUUUACCAAUUGCAAAUCGAAUGUGACAGACUUGCAGACGAAGUGGAUCAGUGGUCGGAUCCACGAGUACCUUUAGGUGAAACAAAUGAAGAAUUUUAUCAGGGCAUUUAUACUGGUCAACCUUUUCUACCGUCCUCUCAUCUGGCACCACCGCCGUUGCCAAGUCAGCCACCAGUUUGGCAACCCUCUACGGGUACUGCUGAUGUAAAUGAUAGAGAAGAAGAUAGGGAUGGACCUUCGUGGGUUUGCAGGAUGUGUACCUUUGAUAAUCAUCCGUUGAUGAAUAAGUGCGAACAGUGUGACAUGCCGAGACUUUUGGAUCAUGGCAAUGCAGGUGAAACACAAGAUAUUCAUAUACGCGUUACACAUCAUCAUAAUUUUUCACCAAGACGUACAGUGCACAGUUGGGUUGUAUGAUGUGAAGUGAAUUAGAAACUUGAAGAAGUGUAAAUAUAAUUUCAAAUUAUUUAAUUUAAAUAAAAGCAAUGUAGGGAUAUAAACUGUAAACAUAGAGAUGCAUAAAUAAUGUAAUAAUUUAAUUUAAAUUAA
This is a messenger RNA of Vespa crabro (European hornet), 5111 nucleotides long. It is a transcript of the gene Tab2, whose product is annotated as TGF-beta-activated kinase 1 and MAP3K7-binding protein 3-like. NCBI's taxonomy places the organism in Eukaryota, Metazoa, Arthropoda, Insecta, Hymenoptera, Vespidae. The transcript is spliced from 10 exons. The coding region runs from base 3183 to 4979 and encodes 598 amino acids. The record is from RefSeq and is a predicted model, not a curated record.